GGCCGAAUGUGGGCUUGGACGUUGAAGACCUCUGCUGCUUUUAUAUGUCGUUUAGCCCGAGCUUCUGCGAUUGUUCAAGUUUGCUGAAAAUAAGAUACCAUGACAACAAAGCACAAUUCAAAUCGGAUAGCUCAAGCUGUCCAGGAAACAACGCCUCACAAACAAAUGGGGUUUUCGCCGUUGCGUGGUCAUCCUCGCAUCAACACACAGGACGCGCGUUUAAUGCUUGACUUCCUCGAGGGUGAAUUCUGCUCGCAAGAUGCCGAGGGUCUCAGCCCUUACCUCUGGGUCAUGUCAAUGCAGUCUCCCGCCAACGUCUCGCCCCUGCAUCGCCAAAGAGUCAAGCAACGAGAAGUCGUUGUGACGGAAGACCCGAAACUACACUUGGUCUGGUUUCACAACCGAAUCUUUAUCAAGCCCCUGCCAGAGUAUCUCUGUGAUCUAGACUUUCUCAACAAUCUUCCUCCAACUGAAACCAAGGAUCAGCAGCAGCGACAGGAGAGGAUCCGUAAAGCCGCAAAGGGAUACCUACGGACGUGGGUUUUCCUCGUCAGACACAAGUCCGAUUUUCGAAUCGCACAAGAGCCACCGCUCCAGCUGUUGCCUCCCGACAUGACAUGGGAAAAGUUCUGCCACUUUGCCGCCUCGCUGCAUGAAAUCCACAACCACGAUGUAUCUGAGCGAUAUCAUUAUGGAGAGAUCCGGCUGAGCCGUUUGAACUUCUACUGCAAAAUAUUCCUCCGCAAGCGGUUUUACCAAAGGAUGUAUCCUCAGUACGGCGAUUAUUUCGGGCGCUUCUUCCCGCCCCUAUUAUUCAUCCUCGGCACCCUUUCGGUCUUUCUCAGUGCCUUGCAAGUAGUAAUGGCUGUUAAGCAAGUCAGCCAGUUUCAUUGGCGAAUAAUUUGGGUGAUCGCAAGAUGGUCGGGACUAGCCUGCGCAAUUGUCCCAACAAUCAUCAUUCUAGCCUUGCUGGGCACCUUUUGGGUCAAGUUUACCCUUGAGUGGAAGCGCGCUUUAGGAGACAGAUGGCAAACAAGGCGAAAUCGAGAAUCUCGGCGGUUUACCAGCCCAUGA
Molecule: messenger RNA, 1074 nt
Organism: Exophiala xenobiotica
Lineage: Eukaryota; Fungi; Ascomycota; Eurotiomycetes; Chaetothyriales; Herpotrichiellaceae
Exons: 1
Coding region: 100-1074 (324 amino acids)
Source: RefSeq, a predicted model, not a curated record